Messenger RNA from Phaedon cochleariae (mustard beetle), 2801 nucleotides. Lineage: Eukaryota; Metazoa; Arthropoda; Insecta; Coleoptera; Chrysomelidae. The record is from the annotation of a GenBank genome assembly.
CUGUGGCUCAUCCUCCACAUCCAUGAUACGCUGCGGCGUUCUCUUGUUUCUUGUCAGUUAAACGCGAUCGGCGUUGGCGUCGGCACCGCAAAACAAUUGAAGGCGCGAGCGCUGUCAAUGCUGUCAUGAGGUACGACCGGCGACUGCUGCUGUGGUGCCUCACAGUGGUUACAGGGGGCCUCUCGGUGUUCGCAGGGGGGUCCAAAGGGGUUUUCUACCCCUAUCAUGCCACGCAUCCCUCUUAUUUACCACCCCAACGGUCGCAACGGCAGGUCUAUGCCAAACUUGUCAUGGCGGAUGUGAUCAACAGGUUGGGGGUGAAAUUAUUGGCGAUUCAAAAUGAAUACAACGAAAAUAACAUUGCCAUAUCUCCAUACGGCGCCUUGAGCGUCCUCAUAGCCUUAGGAGAGGGUCUCCAAGGGGACGCAGUUCGGGAAAUCCAGCUGGCUGCGCAGAUACCAAAUGAUAUCACCAUCAUCCGGCAUGGUCUCAGAGAUAUCAACCGAGAUUUACAGAGCUACUUCAUUCCGAAGGAGGGAUUUUUAGCUGGUUUAACACUGAACUACGACAACGUCUCAUUGAAGCCACAGUAUCAAGAUAUUCUGAUUUACUAUGGAUACGACAUAACAGCCUUCAAUGUAGCCUUGUAUCCACCUCCUCAAAAGCAGUCUCCACCGGAAUCAACAACUACCACCACUAAUCAAACGACUACAAGCACAAUAGCACCAAUAAAUACAAGCCCAACACAAAUUACUGAAAGAUCAAUAACUAUUGAGACAAUUACAAGCACUCAAAGUACUACAAUGGAAACGAGUACUAAUCCAACUACAGCCAAUCCAACUAGCACAAUGGAAGUUAGUUCUACUCCGACUACAGCCACUCCAAUCACUACAAUGGAACCUAGUACUACUUCAACUACAGCAAUUCCAAUUACUACAAUGGAAACUAGUACGACUCAGACUACAGCCACUCCAGUUACAACAAUGGAAACUAGUACUACUCCAACCACAGUCACUGCAACUAGUACACCUGAAACAAGUUCUUCCCCAACUACAGUCAGUCCAAUUACUACAAUGGAAACAAGUACCACAACUACAGAUACUAUGACAACAACUAUACAACCAGUCACUACAAUUAUAACUAUUACAAAUACAGGUGAGCCAAGUAACACAAGCACAACUAGAACUAUAAUACCAAACAAUACAUCACCUUCCAGUACAAGUAUUUCCGAAACUAACUCCACAACUAAAAUUGAUCCUUUCACAACCUAUUCAAGUAAUAGUACUUUGAGUACCACACCAAGCUAUAUCACACCAAUCAGGACUAUCAAUACUGACACUCGGUCCGCAUUUCUUGCACCAUCCAAUCUAACCAGCGUGAACCUAUCUAAGCUAAGACAUUUUAAUCAGCCACUAACUGGGACUGAUACUGGUGCUCAUCUUUCAGAAGUUUCAACAGAAAGUAUCGUUACUACUACUUCAUCUGAGCCUAUGCCCCCAACAACAACAUUAUCAACCACGCAGAAUGUGGAAGCUAUUAUAUCCACCCAAACAACACCUGUCGAUUCGACAUCUGAACUACUAACCAACAUGCCUACUACAGUACUUUCUGUUCAAUUGACAACAACAGAAGAAGAAACGACAGAAUACAAGAUGGAGAGUACUACCGAAGCACCUGUUGAAUUAACUUCAACGGAUAAAACUGAAACUGAAGGUACCGGUACCACAGAACAGAGAGUUAUAUCUACCGAAGCGAUGACAGAAGAGACCAUAGAACAAGAAACAACCGAAUCAGUGACAGAUGAAACCACGGAGCAACAAAUCCCGACAACUGAAGGGAUGACAGAAAGUUCUAUGGCGACAACUGAAGCACUGAUAACUGAAGAGAUGACAGAAAAUUCCAUGAAACAACAAUUGGCGACAACUGAUGCCACUAUGACUGCACUAGGCUUCGCAGGAUCCCCAAAACAAAAGAGAAUGAGCAAACCUAGCCCUAUUUCUCUAAACAAGUGGUCAUGGACCGACAAAAUCCCUAGCAGGAGAGUUGCCAAGUCUGUUUCAGAGUACAUCAAGUACCAGAAACCGUUCUACUAUACGACCUACAGCUACCCUAGACCCGUCAACCCCUCGAUGAGCCAAGAACCCCCAUAUUUCCUAGUCCAAGGACGUUACAAGGAGUACAACGUCAACUUUAUGCGGUACAAUACAAUGUUGCCGGCUUGCGACGUCGCGCAUUUAGAUGCGCGUGCUCUGAAGUUCCCACUCGAUCGGAAGGAGUACUACCUUCUUAUUCUUCUGCCAAACAGAGAUAAUGGGGUAGACAAGCUAGUGAGGGACCUGAGGUUCAAUGGGGACUUGAGGCAGAUUGUGGAUGGUUUGAGGACGAUGCAUGUGGACGUCACUAUACCUAGUUUCAAGAUGAGUGGUUAUGUGAGGCUGACGCCGUUGUUCCAAAGGUUGGGAAUAAAGCAGGUGUUUGAACCAAAUCAAGCUGAUUUCACACCAAUGACAGAUCAAAAACAGAUUUACGUCACUAGUAUAGAGCAAGCGAUAACAGUGAACAUCAAGCACUAUGUGGACAUUGAAAGCAUGAUCCCAAAAAAUUCGUACCUUUGGGAAUUCAAGGCAAAUCAUCCCUUCCUGUUUUUCGUCAUGGAUUCGGAAUUGCAGGUUUCCCUUAUGUCAGGAAAAGUAACAAAUCCUCUCAAUACCAGGAUAAGUUAAUAUAGUGGAAACAAAUUAGAAUAGUUAAAUUUGUAUCUAUAUUUUGUACAUACAUUCACCAAUACAAUUUCAUAAAUA